ACCAAACCCGCUACGCUCUAUUCUUUAUGUCAGCUAAAAUAAAAAUCCCGUUUAGUCUUUAACGCUUUCGGUAAUUUCUUCUUUGUUGAAAACUGCAUUAAUUUCUGAUGUAUUUCCUUUUUUUGUCUUAUUGUCUUGUAUCCAACUAGUGCUGAGUCUUUUCUCGUCUCACGUAUAAAAGUCCCCUGUUCAGGGAUGCAGCACUUACUACGUGAUUAUAUAGCACCACAGCUCCCACCGUGCUUCCGUUUUCACUACUACAGCGCUUAAAGACUUGAUCUUUCUAUGAAUUUCGCUUCUACAGCAUCCUCCUCUCUUACAUAAAGACAAUUAUUCCUUCUGUUGCUCCUCAUAUCGCGUCUUUAGCUGCACGAAAAAGAACACUUAUUCUCCGCUCGCCUUAAAUCUUCUUUUACGGUAUUAUUCUCUCAAUAGGCUCUCUUAUGCUUCCACGAUGAUAGCUCAUGUUAGUGUUCAACUCUUCCUAUAAACUAUCUUGCCAUGGCAUCCACUCCACCUAUCUUCCCUCUAGCCAUCAAACCCGUGGUAGGUCCUCGGAAAGGUGUACACAGCUCUUACCAUUCUCCCCUGCUUUCACAUUCUUGACAGUGCAGGUGACUACGGUGCUUCAUUCGCAACAUGCAACUCAAAAGCAUCGGUCUCCCCCAGUGCAUCAUCCAUCACAAUCUCCACCUUUGAUUAUACGUCUCCUCUCCUGUCUUCUAUCCUACCAAAACAUUUCAAGCGCUUGUGGCUGCCAAACCGUAUUUAAAUUUGGUCAGCCUUGUGCUGAUUGUAUAUGGGCCGAAGGUAAUCAAAGCGCUUGCCACUUUUUCUGUACGACUCAAGAAAUAAAAAUACUGGGCAGAGAAUGGCAUUUUUCUUUGAGGCUAAUUAGCGUUUCAACGUCGGCUUUACCUCCGCAUCACCCGUUGCCUGGAAUAAAGACUUUAUGUGUCAUCCGCUCACAGUUCUGCUCGAAAAUUAGUUCUGUCGAGACUUACCGGAAAGCACAAGCGAAUGCAAGGUUACUAAUUUUUGAAUUAUUGAGGACGAGUCACAGUAGGUCGCUAAAAGCAGCAUGGCCUUUUCCCUAGAACUUCUCUUUGUCUCUAUUUUUCCGGCAAUAAAAAAGAUAUCAAAGUAUACCUCUGAUGACAAAAAGCUCACUCAACGGUAAACGAAAUAAGAAGCCCAGUUGGAAUGUG
Molecule: messenger RNA, 1208 nt
Organism: Metschnikowia bicuspidata var. bicuspidata NRRL YB-4993
Lineage: Eukaryota; Fungi; Ascomycota; Pichiomycetes; Serinales; Metschnikowiaceae
Exons: 1
Coding region: 465-1097 (210 amino acids)
Source: RefSeq, a predicted model, not a curated record